CAAACCAAUGUGAGUCGGUGACAUUUAACCAAAGCCGCCGCCCCCUUUUUCCCUCACUAGCCUACACUGUUUUCCUCGUUUACGGAGUGACCGCGACAGCUGCCAAUGUUUAGUUCGUCUUCGUGAAGUUGGGACACAACCGAAGGCAUGCCACUGGCUCGCAGCCUGUCUGUCACGUCCCUAUCAGGACUUGACGAGUGGGACGAGGAGUUUGAUUUGGAGGAUGCUGUACUUUUUGAAAUUGCAUGGGAGGUAGCCAACAAAGUUGGAGGGAUUUACACAGUCAUACAGACCAAAGCCCGUAUGACUGCGGAGGAAUGGGGGGAGAACUAUUUCCUGGUGGGUCCCUACGUGGAGAGCAACGUGCGCACCCAAGUGGAGCUGAUCGAGCCAACCAAUCCUGUGCUGAAGCGGACCAUUGAUAAAAUGAACGCCAGUGGCUGUAAGAUUUACUUUGGCCGGUGGCUUAUUGAAGGCAGUCCAUACGUCGUUCUGAUUGAUGUCGCCUUCACCGCCUGGUCUCUGGACCGCUGGAAGAGCGAGCUGUGGGACCUCUGUGCCAUCGGCGUGCCUUGGUUCGACCGCGAGGCCAACGAUGCCGUUCUGUUUGGCUUCCUCACCGCCUGGCUCUUGGGAGAGUAUGCGGCUCAGUCUGAGGAUCCUCCACACAUUGUAGCCCAGUUCCAUGAGUGGCUGGCAGGUCUGGGCCUGGUGCUGUGCAGACAAAGACAGCUUCCUGUUGCAACUAUUUUCACCACCCAUGCUACGCUGCUGGGUCGCUACCUGUGUGCCGGAAAUGUGGACUUCUACAACAACCUGGCAGAGUUCAAUGUGGAUAAAGAAGCCGGAGAUCGGCAAAUUUACCAUCGCUACUGUCUGGAGCGGGCAGCUGCACACUGCGCUCACGUCUUCACCACUGUGUCACAAAUUACGGCCAUCGAGGCCGAGUUCCUGCUCAAGAGGAAACCCGACAUCAUCACUCCAAAUGGCCUCAAUGUGAAGAAGUUCUCUGCUAUGCAUGAGUUUCAAAACCUCCAUGCUCAGAGCAAGAAUCGUAUUCAGGAGUUUGUCAGGGGUCACUUCUAUGGGAACCUUGACUUCAACCUGGACAAGUGUCUGUUCCUCUUCAUAGCAGGAAGGUAUGAAUUCUCCAACAAAGGAGCCGACAUCUUCCUCGAGGCUUUAGCCAGACUCAACUAUCUACUGAGAGUUAACCACAGCGAUGUGACCGUUAUAGCUUUCUUCAUCAUGCCAGCUCGGACCAACAACUUUAACGUGGAGACGCUGAAGGGCCAAGCAGUGCGAAAGCAGCUAUGGGAUACAGCCCAGACUGUGAAGGAGCGCUUUGGAAAGAAACUUUAUGAAUCACUCCUAGUUGGUCAGCUGCCAGAUGUGUCGAAGAUGCUGGACAAAGAAGACUUCACCAUCAUGAAGCGUGCCAUCUUUGCGACUCAGAGGCAGUGCCAGCCUCCAGUCUGCACCCACAACAUGCUGGAGGACAGCAGCGACCCCAUCCUUAACUGCGUCCGCCGCAUCGGCCUUUUCAACAGCUCUGCUGACCGAGUCAAGAUCAUCUUCCACCCAGAGUUCCUUUCAUCCACGUCUCCUCUGCUUCCCAUGGAUUACGAGGAGUUUGUCAGAGGCUGCCACCUUGGUGUCUUCCCUUCUUACUAUGAGCCUUGGGGUUAUACACCAGCUGAGUGCACAGUGAUGGGUAUUCCAUCCAUAUCCACUAAUCUGUCAGGCUUCGGGUGUUUCAUGGAGGAACACAUAGCAGACCCUUCAGCGUACGGUAUUUACAUCCUUGACCGGCGCUACAAGGGUGUCGACGAGUCGUGCAACCAGCUCACUUCCUUCCUUUUCCAGUUCUGCAAACAGAGCCGACGCCAGCGGAUCAUCCAGAGGAAUCGCACAGAGCGCCUGAGUGACCUCCUGGACUGGAGAUACCUCGGCAGAUAUUAUAUAGCUGCUCGUCAUAUGGCCUUGGCUAAAGCCUUCCCAGACACCUAUGUAUAUGACCCUCAGGAGCCCUCCUCGGCUUCAGGUUUCCGCUACCCCCGACCAGCCUCUGUGCCUCCAUCUCCGGCUCUGUCCCGUCACUCCUCCCCGCACCACAGCGAGGCCGAAGACAACGACGAGGACGAGCGUUACGACGAGGAGCUUGAGGCCGAAAAGGACCGCGUGAACAUCCGCCAGCCCUAUACCAUACCGGUUAAAGGCAAAGCCGUCCUCGGAGGCAACGGGAGCGGCGAGGACGAGGCGAGCGAGAAAAACUGAGGCGCACACACUCGUAUGCAUUAUAAUACAUGCUGAACCUCACUAGUGAAACCUUUUUUUGUUUCUGUUACAAUCAUUAGUCAUCCUUGCACUACAAACUUGACAAAUGGGUGCAGCUGUGUUCAUGUGUGUGAUUACUUUAGUCGUGGCUUUCUGUGAAAAAAGAAAAUGCAUCACUUGUCUGUGUCUUCCCAACCAAUGCGUACCUCAGAACCUUAAAACUGUCAGCCAGUUUUUGGUAUCGUCUCAAGCACACCAGCACUGCAACCAGUCGUAGGCCGAAAACAUAGAAACAGGAACUAGUGAAUUAAAAUUACCCUGUUUUGUGAAUAAUUUAGAUAUAAAGCAUUAAUAAAGUAACAGAGGGGUUUUAUUCUAGAUUCUAGGAUCAAAAUGAGGAGAAAUAAAAUGGCAUAAGCCUCCAUCUUUUUACAAACUUGUCAUUUGUCUUCAUUCAAAGCAAAACUUGCUUCUUUUUUUCCAGCUUUUUUUGCAAAUGCCUUUUUACAGCAAAAUGUCACAGAUUGGAAAAAGAUGGAGCACAUACAUGCCCAGUAAUAAGUAGCAGUAGAUAUAAGAAUACAAAACCUCUCCUUGAGCUUAGCAUCAUGUGUUUUUUUCCAUCUUUUUUUUUUUUGCCUUAUUGUAUCAGUUUUCUAAUAAUUAGGGAUACUGAUCAGCCACAUGUCACAUCCAUUUACCUGUCAACAUAUGCACUUGUGUGGAGGUAGUUUAUCUUGUUCAACAAAGUACUUAUUUGUGAAAGAGGAAAGAAGGGAAGAAGAAUUGAACUCUGUGUGGGAAUCAAGAUGAAUGUCGGAUGUUGGUUUUACCAGAUGUGUCCCGUCACUGUCUCUCCUCAGUAUGAGUUAUAUUGUUUGCUCCAGUAAAAUAAAAUUGAAAGCUCUAUAUCUGUUAGUAUUUUA
Poecilia reticulata (guppy) is the source of this 3203-nucleotide messenger RNA. RefSeq names its product glycogen synthase 1 (muscle) (gene gys1). The record is from RefSeq and is a predicted model, not a curated record. Gene Ontology annotation, cellular component: cytoplasm. Gene Ontology annotation, molecular function: alpha-1,4-glucan glucosyltransferase (UDP-glucose donor) activity. NCBI's taxonomy places the organism in Eukaryota, Metazoa, Chordata, Actinopteri, Cyprinodontiformes, Poeciliidae. Gene Ontology annotation, biological process: glycogen biosynthetic process.